This is a messenger RNA of Pestalotiopsis fici W106-1, 903 nucleotides long. RefSeq lists its product as uncharacterized. The transcript has a single exon. Lineage: Eukaryota; Fungi; Ascomycota; Sordariomycetes; Amphisphaeriales; Sporocadaceae. The record is from RefSeq and is a predicted model, not a curated record. The coding region runs from base 1 to 903 and encodes 300 amino acids. Gene Ontology annotation, molecular function: protein binding.
AUGGAUGAACUGCAGCGUCUGUGGACGGUCAAGGAGGCGGCGAAUGGCCAUGGUCUAUUCGCCGCAGCCGACAUCAAACCAGGGCUUUUGAUCAUCCAAGAAGCGCCUUUACUGACGGUCUCGCGCGAGGAAGCCCAGUCGGGAUCUGAGCACAUUGGGAUUCCCGCAAAGACGGGGCUCUUGACGGCAGAGGACCAGAGCCGGAUGAUGGACUUGUACCACAACCCGUCGAAACUGCGCGAGUUUGCGGAAUUCCAGGGUCGGCCGUGUCCCGGCGCUCCCCACAUAGACUCGGCCGUCGCCCUGGCCAAAUUCUAUACCAAUGCCGCAACCAUUACGACGGGCGACUUGGAUGCUGGCCUCUUUCCUACCUUUUGCCGCAUGAAUCACUCGUGCAUGCCCAACACGAGCUGGGGGUACGACGAGGUUUCGGGGACCAUGCAAGUCUACGCCUCGCGCGAAAUCAGGCAUGGCGAGGAGCUGACGGAUGCAUACACGGAGCUGGCGCGGCCGCGUGCUCGUAGACUCAAGGAGCUGGCCAACUGGGGCUUCCAGUGCGAGUGUCUGGUCUGCGAAGGGCCCGACGCCGAGGAGCACGAGACUCGGAGGCGCCAGGUCUGGCGGAUCAACGAGAUUCUGAACCUCUACGACGCCCACAAAAGAAAGAGCGGAAAGGAGAGGCCAGUCUUUGCCGAGAUGCCCAAGACGGAUGAAGAGGCCCUGAGACUAGCCGAGGAGAGCGCGGCGCUGCUGCAAGCAGAAGGCCUUGUUGAGGAAUUGGGCGCUGCCUAUGGACGGUGCGCCAAAUUCGCACGGGCAGCUGGGCUUUUCAAACUCGCCGACGAGUACGACGAGAAGGAAUUUGAAAUUCUCGUGUUAACGACCGGAGAAUGCUCGCCGUAA